This is a messenger RNA of Mya arenaria, 963 nucleotides long. RefSeq lists its product as uncharacterized. The record is from RefSeq and is a predicted model, not a curated record. Bases 88 to 963 code for a protein of 291 amino acids. The transcript is spliced from 2 exons. Lineage: Eukaryota; Metazoa; Mollusca; Bivalvia; Myida; Myidae.
ACUUGCGCAAUAACGCUUCCGCAUAGAUACAGUACAGUGCACAAAUACAAUACCACAGCUGUCAAUUGGUAAACAUCCUACGGCAAAAUGGUGAUUAAAUGUGCUGUUUUGGGCUGUUCAAAUAGGAAAGAUCGUGAAAAGGACUUUCAAUACUAUAGAUUGCCUGCAAUUGUCAGCAAUCAGGGUGAAGAGUGUGAGAAACUGUCUAGCGAGCGGAGACGUGAAUGGUUGGCUAACAUGAACCAGUGUUUUAAAAACAAAAACUUGGAUAACGUGAGGAUUUGUUCAGAGCAUUUUGUCAGUGGAAAGAAGGCAGAUCUGUAUGACAGAAACAACCCAGACUGGUGUCCCACUUUGCGGCUUGGAGGAUCCAACCCUGAACCAGUUGUCUCAACACCACUGCACAGUGCCACACCACAUGUAGAUAGGUAUACGCGAGUCCAGGAGAGGUCUAAGUGUAAAUGCCUUGAGCUAAUACAGAACGAUGAAGAAAGCACGUUUGAAUCAAGUGAUUCAGGAUGUGAAGGUGUUGCUUCUCAAACAGACAUGGAUGGUAUCUUCAUUAAUUCAAUGGACAGUGAAAUUCGAAGAUUGCGCGAAGAGAACUUAAAGUUGAAAAAGGACAAUGUUGUUCGUUUGUCAAAGGAAGACUUUGAAGGCAAUUGCGAGAAAGUGAAGCAUCUUACAGGACUAUCCACAUUUGCCUUACUGAUGACACUGUUUAGUUACCUAGAACCACAUUUACAGCCUUCAGGUGUGCUUGACCAGUUUAGAAUGAUGAUUUUAACACUAAUGAGACUAAGACUUAAUUUGGCUGUGUUAUUUUUAUCAUAUGAGUUUGGCAUUUCUCAGUCAUCUGUUUCCAGGAUAUUCAGCAGUGUUAUUGACACAAUGUUUGCUAGAAUGAAACCAUCCAUACACUGGCCUGAAAGAGAAACACUGCAGAAAGCACCAGAGCGUUAA